Messenger RNA from Rana temporaria (common frog), 2427 nucleotides. RefSeq names its product syntaxin-binding protein 4-like. Gene Ontology annotation, molecular function: protein binding. The transcript has 22 exons. The record is from RefSeq and is a predicted model, not a curated record. The coding region runs from base 151 to 2298 and encodes 715 amino acids. NCBI's taxonomy places the organism in Eukaryota, Metazoa, Chordata, Amphibia, Anura, Ranidae.
GAUUAGGCCCGGCUCUGUGUGCCUGAAAUCCUGUGUGAUUAGCACAGGCAGAGCUGAGAUGAUACGGAAUUAAGAAGGGACACGGUGCACAGACAUGGACUCGCUGUUACAGCUCGCGCUCUGAAACACUCCUCCAGGGUCGUAGAUGAGAUGUCCUAUCUCAAACCUUCUGGGAAGGAGUUGGAGAGAUUUGACGGCCUGUCGCUGAUCUACUGGACACUAAUGGGUCCUUACGGAAUAGACAGAUCUGUGUACUGCAUGGAGUUCAAUGACUGCGCCAAUGGAUUGGGAAUCAAGGUCAUUGGAGGAUCGCGGGAAUUUAGCAGAGAAGAAUACGGAGUUUAUGUGAAAAGAAUUCUCCCUGGAGGUGUGGCCUUUAACGACGGGCGGCUCCAGCCUGGAGAUCAGAUUCUGGAAGUGAAUGGAGAAAGUUUGCUGGGAGUGUCCAAUGAGAGAGCUGUAGACAUUUUGCGCGCUGCGUCAGCCUCCAGCUACAUGAGACUCAUCAUCGCUCGGGAUGAUGAGGCAAGAAAGGAAUUCUCAGAACUGCUGGAGAAAUGCAGCUCCCACAGUGACGGGUCGUCUCGGAGUUCUCCCAUAUUGCACGGCAGUCGCUAUCUGGAAAGCACAUCCUCGGAGUCCUCGUCCCGCUCCCAGAGUCCUUUGCUGCAGAGUCCCGGCAGCUGCCACAGCCAGUUUGGAGGCACGAGUAGCCUUUCACCGUAUUCCAUGGCAAGUGACUCAGGAAUCCAGAAUAUCUCCAUCCUCCGGUCUACCGGCCUGGGUCUUGUGGUUAGCGGUGGCUCCAAUCGCCAGGAGGGGCCCAUGGUCUACGUACAGGAGGUGCUUCCAGAUGGAGACAGCUUCAGGGAUGGACGCCUUAGGCCAGGUGACCAGCUGGUCUCCGUCAAUAAAGACUCGCUGAUCGGAGUCACCAACGAGGAAGCCAAGAGGAUACUGAACAGGUCCAGGCUCAGACAGGACAGCUGCAUCGCGGUGUCCUUUAUCCCGAGCGCAUUGCGGAUGUUAGGAGGCAAUAGUUCUGCGCCACCGCAGCACAGGAUGCUGGGAAACGGGCUGCCCUCCUGCAGGCUGAAAGUCCACGUCCGAUCUCCAGAGUGCCGACAUGAAAACAAUGUGCCUUCACCUUCCCCUGAUAUCUGUCCUCCUGCACUAACCAUUUCAGUUCCUGUAUCCUCACCGAUUCACAGGCCACCAUCCCUCAAGCAGAAAGUCAUGAUGGAUCCUCACGUCCGGAUCAAAGAGGAGAAAGUCGAACUGGUCUUGCAGUUUCUGGGGUUGGUGGUCCCGGAAGAAAAAAGGAGAGAAAUCCAUCGGGGCCUGAUCACCGACUGCCAGGGCACCGUAGCCUAUGGAGACUUGCUGCAGGUUCUCCGUGACUGUCUGCAGGAUGAAUUGGAGGAGGCAAGCCUAGAUGCCAGCUGCCUGCUCUUCACCCAUUGUGAAGUGGCCAACUUACUCGACACCUCCGCGUUCCACUCCCUGGUCACCAAGGAGGAAGACAUACCAAGGUUCUCCGACAGCUUAGAACUGGAACAGCUGCAGGAUGAGGUGUCAGAAUUGAGGCAAGAGGUCCGCCGUCUGAAGGCGCUGCUGGUAGACGUGGAAACCAGUAAGAAAGUGACAGAAGAGGAACUCCAAAGGAUGAACCAGAAAGUCCUGGGACUCCUGUCUGAGAACCGCUGUCUUCACAACAAACUGGAGGUGGCCGACGUUGCUCAGCAUCAGGCGCACAGUGCUGAACAUGACUACGAGGAGGUCAUCCAUCUUCUGGAGACUGAAAUUACGGAGCUUAAGAAACAGUUGUCAGGGAAGAAGCCGAUGACUCUGGAAGUCAACGAGGGCUCGGAUUUAAACAGACGGGUAUCUUUGUCAGACUGUCAGUUGCGCAAAUCUGAAAUCACUCGCAAACACCUGGAAGUGUCCAAUAAGAAACUACUCAACUUUGUACAGAAAAUUCAGACACUUUUAACUUCAGUCCAGCUUCAUGAUGAGAAAAGGUGUGAAGAAGUGGAGCCCAGCUAUGAUGGCAAUGCGUUGAAUGCCUGCUUGCCCUCUACACAGCUGCUGGUUACAGAAGUCAGCGAUAUCCUAGAAUCUUGUACUGCCUGUCCACUGUCUUGUGCUGACCCCCAAAAGAACAGACGGCGAUCACAUGAACCAGGAGCCUCCAGUUCAAGUUGGCAAUCUCCGCCAAGAAGCACGCGGACGCACAGCCUUAGCUGCAGCGAGGAAGUGUUAUACCUAACCAAAGGCUCAAAGGACAAGCCAAAAUAGAUAUAUGUGGCCUCUUGGUCUGCUGGUGGGUAUGGACUACUUAGAGAACCCGAAAAGUGGAAGUAAACCCUCCUAUCGUUUCAGCCAAAGAAAGCGGACAUCUUGGCCUCUGUUUAACCUACAACUGCC